Molecule: messenger RNA, 294 nt
Organism: Gryllus bimaculatus (two-spotted cricket)
Lineage: Eukaryota; Metazoa; Arthropoda; Insecta; Orthoptera; Gryllidae
Source: the annotation of a GenBank genome assembly
AUGCCUGGCCCCGGGGGAGGUAGUUUGAUUUCCAUCGCGUCGGCUGCUUUGGAGAUUGAAACUCGUUUGACAGUGGAAGUCGUUUCGUUAUUGCAGCUUGGUAGCGCGCUGUCCGCGUUGCACAGAGAGCGAGGGUUUCCUGUCACUGGGCGCGUAACUGCUUUGUUCAUUAGCCCCACGAGAGCAGGGCAAUGGGGGGUGAUCGUCGGCGCCGGCCCACACGGCUUGCGUCCUCUCUACAAACACGUGUGUGUGUGUGUGUGUGUGUGUGUGUGUGAAGGGAGAGGAAGGUAA